GCAUUCAGCACUGUCUCUCAGUAUGUAACCACACACGCGCGCGCACACACACGCACACACACACUUCUACAGAAUGGAUGGUGGGGAUCGAGUUGGUUGACUUUAAGUUGAACGACAAAAACGGAGACAGCUGCUAGUGGAGCAUGGGUACAACUGCCAGCGCUGCCCCUCCACCACAGUCUGAGGGUUUCCAUAGCAACACCAUGACAGACAGCAGGCAGCCACUAAGCCCCGCCCCCUUUAUCCACAACAAUAGAGCCAAAUCCAUCAUCACCAAUAAAGUGGCUCCAGUCGUUAUCACCCUUAAUUGCAAAGAAGAGUUUCAGAUCCAUGAUGAUGUCAUCAAAACGAAUUACACACUGGGACGCAUUUCUGAUAACAUGCCUGAACACUUCUUGGUGCAGGGCUCCUACUUCAUGGUGUUAGAUGUGUUUGGAAAAGUGGACGUUCUCAACACAACUGCGUCAUGCGGCGCUCCAAACUUCCGGCAGGUCAGAGGUGAUUACCCAGUGUUUGGAAUGGGUCAGCCCAGCCUGGGUGGUUUCAAAAAGGUCCUGUACACCCUGCAGAGCCGAGGGCACGAGGAGGUGAUAGUUUUCUGUCUAAGGGAGGAGCCGGUUGUGUUCCUGCAUGUGGAGGAUGAUUUUGUUCCAUACACUCCAAGGAAAAAGGAGAACCUGCACGAGAACCUCCAGGGCCUGAGUAAGAACAUUCAUGUGGAGAACCUGGAACUCAACAUUAGGAAAGAGCUGCAUGACUUUGCCAGGCUGAACGAGAACACCUUCUACGUCUACAACAACAUUGAACAUUUUAAAGAUGAACCUCAGAGGAUCACCAUCACCUGUGAAGAGGACAUUCAUGUCACUGAAGAGGUUUACAGGAGACCUGUUUUCACCAUGCCAUCAUACAGGUAUCACCGUCUGCCGCUGCCAGUAGAUGGCGCUCCGCUGGAGGAGCACUUCGAUGCCUUUGUGAAUGUGUUAAGGGAGACGCCGUCUCUGUGUGUGAAAGGGGGUGGGGUCUGUCCUGCCCCUGCCCUGCUGUUCAGCUGUCAGGUGGGUGUGGGUCGUACCAACGUGGCCAUGAUCCUGGGGGCUCUGGUGAUGCAGAGAGUGAUGGGAAAUACACAAGCUUCACCGUCGACACCCCCCCCUGAUGAGGAAGAAUCAAGCAGUGAGGUGAAAGUUCACUUCCAGGUCAUUGAGAAACUCAUCAGUAAGCUGCCUAAAGGUCAACAAGUGGUAGAUGAGGUGGACCGAGCCGUGACUCUUUGUUCUGAAAUGCACAACAUCAAAGAUGCCAUUUAUGAGAACAAGAAGAAGCUGGAGGCCAUCGCAGAGGAUUACCAAACCCAGGGAAACAGUACUAAGCUGUACUUCCUACAGAGGCUGGUUCAGAGUUUGGAACUUUACUUUUACCUGAUCCUCUUCAACGCUUACCUGCAUGAACAGUAUCCACUUGCUUUCUCUCGGAGUUUCAGCCAGUGGCUGUGUGCUAACGCCUGGGUGUACCGCCUCCUGUCCUGGCUCAACCAAUCAGAGCUCAGAGCACCUGCUGACCUCAUCACGAAAGGUGCCAGAGUCCUGGUGGCAGAUGAGUUCCUGGUCUCAGAUGUUCUCCUCACUGUGAAGGAAAUGAAGGUGGCGAAUUUCAGACGAGUGUCCAAGAUGCCCAUCUACGGGAUGGCCCAGCCUACAGCCGAGGCCGUGGGCGUGGUCCUGUCGUACCUGGCGGAUGAGAGGAGGGGGUACUCGGUGGUUCUGUGGGUGUGUGUGCAGGAUGAGCUGGUGCUGGAGUGUAACGGUCAGAUCUUCUGCCCCCGAGAGCCGUCGUGUCCCGAGCAGCACAUCUCACUGGACAGCGCAUCAGCUCAGGAGAUAGAGGAGCUGGAAUGCUCCCUGAAGGAGGAGCUGUUGGGUUCUCAGAAGUGGUUGGAGGUGAUUCUGGAGCAGGAAAAGCAGAUGAAGAUGUUUAAGAGCUGCAGGACGUUGCAGGAGAUCUUCAGCACGCAGAAACAGAGUCACCAAGGCCUGCAGUACACACGCAUCCCUCUGCCGGAGUGUGCAGCUCCUCGGGAGGAGGACUUUGACAGACUGCUGGAUGUGAUGAAGAGUGUGUUAGCUGAAGACUCUCAUGCUGCGUUUGUAUUUAAUUGCUCAAACGGCAGCAGCAGGAGCACCACGGCCAUGACCAUCGCCACACUCACACUCUGGCACUUUAACGGCUUCCCUGAGUUUGGAGAGGAAGAGAUCGUCAGUGUUCCUGAUGCUAAAUACACCAAGGGGGAGUUUGAGGUGGUGAUGCAUUUGAUCAGACUCCUCCCUGAUGGUCACAGGAUGAAGAGGGAGGUUGAUAUUGCGCUGGAUUCUGUCAGUGAGACGAUGACACCGAUGCACCAUCACCUGCGGGAGAUCAUCAUCUGCACAUACAGACAGAUGAAGAGCUGUAAGAAUGAGCAGGAGCGUGGCUCUCUCCUGUUGAAGAGUGUACAGUAUCUGGAGCGCUACAUUUACCUGAUCCUCUUCAACACCUACCUGCACCUGGAGAAGAAGAGCUCCCUCCAGCGCUCCUUCUGCACCUGGAUGCACCAGGUGGCAGCCCGAGCAGGAGUGUACGACCUCCUGAACCAGCUGACAUUCUCAGAGUUUGAGAACGUAAAAGACUCGGUUGUCUCCCGUCUCCGGUUCCGCUGGAGAGAGCGGACCAACCGGAACCUUCCAUCCAGGGGGGCGGUCAUCUGAAAGAGGGGGUGGGGAAAGUGAUGCAAUAGGAGGGGCUACAACUGAUGGAAAGGAAGUGAAAAAGACAAAGAGAAAAUAGAAAUCUGAAGAUGCUGAUUUUUUAUGAUCACUGUGCUUUGGGAAAUUAUUUUGAUGAUAAUAUUCGUUAUAUUUUUAAUUUAGUGCACGAUUAGACUUCGUCAUGUAAUGCAUUCGAUUCAAAUCAAGUUCCUUUAACACGCAGCACCAUUGUUUAAUCCAUUUUUUAAUUAAUUUCAAUUUCAUUUUUUAUCUACUCUUUCUCUCUUUUUUUUGUUUUUACUGAAGCCCCGUUCUGGAUGAGUUGUGAAACGCGGUGCACCGUGCAGCAGCUUCACCUCAUCCUCGUUUCAGUAAACCAUCUGCUGCUCUGUCUGUCAGGCGGCGAUGUUGUUUAAAUCCGCUAAAGGUUUAAUUCACUUCGAAACGCGAGAACACAGAGGAGCAGGCAUCCCGAUACACCUGAGUGACAGGUAUCCCUGGGUCAAAAGGGGUGGAGCUUCAGUUCAACUUGAUCAGCCAAUCAUUAACCUAACUUUAGUGAGCAAAUUAAAUUCCCUCUUGGGUUGGCUCGCAUGUUUGUUGUAUCAGAGAUGUCCACAAGCACCGGUGACCAGUGGUUUUCUCCGCCUACACAGACGGUCUGCGCCAACUACUCGAUCCCCGAAAAACAGCAACUUGCCUUUCAAUGUUCAAGCGAUUAAUAUUGUCUCUGCUGCCCAGAAUUUGCUGCAAAUCCAAUUAUUCCACCACCAAACUGUCUUCGAUUCGGGUCAUGACCAGAAGCAGCACCAUAUUUGUUGAUCGAUUCUCGUGACCACACCGUAGCGUGUGUAGUUAUGUUACAGAGCCAGGCAGCGUACUACAGAGGGGAAGUCAGAAAGCCAAGCACACACACACACACACACACAUCUGGAGGGAAAUUUCAUACAUAUUUUGCGAGUAUUUUACAGGGAAAUAUUUAGUAUUUUUUAGCUGAGAAUGCACCAGAAGGCAUGUCAAUUUCAAAAUUUAAUCGCCACAAAUUCCAGAAUUGCCUACUACUUUUUUUUUUAGCCAGCUGCUUCAGAUUUUCUGGAGAACCCUGUUGCAUUAUGUAAAAUAAUAAUUCAGGCGAGUUACAGUCUGUCCAUCGCAGGAUGCUCGUCACUAUGUUCACACUAACACAUGAGGCUCUUGAAGGUGUUACUGCGUACGCGUUUGACUUGCCUAGCAUUUCUGUUCCAAUGAAAAACAGUAAACCUGUGACUUCUGAAGCGCUGAUGAGACGCUGAAUACGACAGAAUGAGAUAAAACCACGCAGAAGUUUGUCUUCCAUUGUUGAGCAUCAAAUAGUGAAUUAAUUCCACUAACUGUAGGGAAGAAGUGAAGUUGUGAACAGAGAACUGGAAAGAAAAGACCACCUCAGACCAUGUGAUCGAUUCGGCUUUGUUACUUUACUGAGUCACGAUUCAUUUGUAUAGAAUUGAGAAAAUUUCACUUCCGAUGUCAUUGAUUACAGUGUCACUUUCUGAUGAACUCACGGCUCCAUGUUGCGUAAGUACGCUGCAACCGUGCUCUAACAAACUCCUUUACUACAGACUUUUGUGUCUAAUGAACUAACUUUAUGUCCCUCGCCUUUAAUGACGGUAAGUUUGAGCCUUCACUGAAACAUCACUGAGCCGUGCACUCCUCUUCCCCCCAGAGACAAACAAUGAUCAAUCAAGUCCACAGUCGAGUUAACAAUACGUCUUAACGCCAUAAAACAAAGGAUUAAUGAGUCUCGCUUAAGUGUCGAUCACUAAAAAUGAUUGAGAACGGUGAUCAUGGACUUCAAAAAAUCCCUUAAAAGGACUUUAUUUUAUGAGCUAAAGGAAGUUCUAGUCGAGUUUUUUACUCCAUAAGCAUUGUUGUCAUGGUUACUCAUUGUCCCAUCCACGCACUCUGAGCACACGCACAGCACCAUUAGGACUAAUUACAGUACCAUGCACCUGUUCCAGAUUUGAGCACAAUCACAGCAUGUGCUUAUAAGGACUCUGUAAACACACAGACUGGGUGAAGUAUACAUGCUGUACCAAGUGUCUAACGUUACCAAGCCUUAGUAUCUGUGUGCCUGUGUGAUUCACUCUGGUAUUCUGUUUGUGUCUCGCUCCAUCGUUGCCCGUUCCACGACCCUGCCUCUGUCUUCCAUUUUUGAAUUGUUUGCCUGCUGGUUUUUAAAUAAACACUCUUCCUGUAA
Molecule: messenger RNA, 4977 nt
Organism: Neoarius graeffei (lesser salmon catfish)
Lineage: Eukaryota; Metazoa; Chordata; Actinopteri; Siluriformes; Ariidae
Gene: pald1a
Product: phosphatase domain containing paladin 1a
Exons: 20
Coding region: 144-2741 (865 amino acids)
Source: RefSeq, a predicted model, not a curated record